AUGGCGGAGUUUGUUGCGGACUGGAUGGGCAUCAAUGGCAACAAGCAGCAGCAGCAGCAACGGCCUCUACCCCGGACGGGCGCACCCCUUUGGGCUCUGCUUGAUUGGAUUCACCUUGGGGCAGAAUUGCACUUGGAAGGUCGAGUGUCCAUGGCAACAUGCGGAUGGCGCGCCGUCAGCUGCAAAAUUGGCGGAUGCAGGUGGAGGCUAUGCAGUCAUUCCCGUAUCGCCGGCCAGGAUGGGCACGACGCCAGGCACCAGAAGGCUGCCAUUUGCUGCCGGCGGGCAUUUUGCACUGGGCCGGUGGUGUUGAUGACGCAGCUCGACGAUUGCAGCACCACCCUCUUUGUCACGCCGGGCACACGAGUGGAUGGUGAUGGAUGGCCAUGGAUGAUGAUGAUGGCGGCAAUGGUGUUGAUGAGCGGUGGCCGUGUCAAUCCAUCCACACCCUUCCACACCCGACUUGCCUGGAUCAGCAUCACCACCCUGGUGGCGAGACCCUCCGGCUUCACGCCCUCUGAUACGGCCGUCUCCCUAGCGCGUGAAUCAAACCUGCUUGCAAUCUACUGCGACACCGCUACUCUCGCUCCUGCACACCAAAUUUCCCAUGGGCGAGCAUCCAAAUUGAGCGCGCACCGCCACAGUGCUAAGCAGCCACAGCGGUAA
This is a messenger RNA of Bipolaris victoriae FI3, 666 nucleotides long. RefSeq lists its product as hypothetical. Lineage: Eukaryota; Fungi; Ascomycota; Dothideomycetes; Pleosporales; Pleosporaceae. Bases 1 to 666 code for a protein of 221 amino acids. The record is from RefSeq and is a predicted model, not a curated record. The transcript has 3 exons.